AUGUCUAAAGUACUCAUACGGAGACUCGCUACCUCCUCCAGCAGUCUUUCUAAGCAGCUUGACACGGCAAAGUUUGUGAAAAAAGCGUCUUUUGACCGAAAUUUCCCAAACGAAAGAAGACAAAGGGCCUGGGAAAAGACCGGGGAAGAUAAAGAGACCUUCUUCAAGAGAAAGUACGCCCAUGUUCAUGCCAGGCAAUUGAAAGAUAGAGAUCUCUUACAGGAAUAUAAGACAAAGCACGACAAGAAGCAGCUUUAUAGAGAAGAACUGAAACAUAUUAGAAGAGAAAGAAAGUAUCAAAGAGCAGAAUCCAAUCGUUACGUCCAAAGUUUCCAUAACCCUUUAACAGAGUUUGUCUACGGUACCUCUGCGGUGCUCGCGGCCUUGACAUCUGGGAAAAGGCAAUCAUAUACCAGACUAUUAUUACAGGGAAGUAAUUCCAGUGAUGAUCAGCUCGUGAAAUUGGCUAAACAAAAUGGUAUUUUAAUUGAACAAAUGGACAAGCAUCAUAUGAACUUAUUGAGUAACUACAACCCGCAUAACGGUGUCAUAUUGGAAGCCCGGCCAAUAAUAUUAAACAGUAUCAAGAAAUUGGGGAUAGUGAGCUCAGAAAAUCAAACAGAAUACGAUGUGUACCAAGAGGAUUUGGGAGUGGUCGAACAAAUAACGUUACCGGUGAUUAGGGAGUCGGAAAUUGAAGACAGUGACGGGGUUUGCAAUCCGUUUGGGGUACUUAUCGAUGAAGUCACUGAUCCUCACAAUCUUGGGGCGAUCAUUAGAUCAGCUUACUAUUUAGGGGCCGACUUUGUGGUGGUGACCGCCAAGAACUGUGCUCCUCUAAAUUCGGUGGUUGCCAAAGCUUCAUCGGGUGCCCUUGAAUUGAUGAACAUCUAUUCAGCAGACAACCCAAUGAAAUUCAUCCAGGAAAGUCAAAGCAAUGGCUGGAAGUUUGUCAGUGCAGGGGUUUCCAAAACCCAAGAUUCCAAGAAUGUUGGAAUGGACAGUUUGAAAGACUUACUUGUUGCUGAACCAUGCGUGAUGAUUUUGGGGUCGGAAGGGAAAGGUAUUAGAAAGAACUUGGUCAAUCUUAGUGAUUUUUACGUAAAGUUGGAGUCUUACAGAAGUGAUAUCAAUAAUGGUAAGUCGGUAGUGGACUCGUUAAAUGUCAGUGUUGCUGCAGCCUUGUUGAUGGACAAGUUUUUCCGGUGA
Messenger RNA from Saccharomycopsis crataegensis, 1209 nucleotides. RefSeq names its product Mrm1p (gene MRM1). The coding region runs from base 1 to 1209 and encodes 402 amino acids. NCBI's taxonomy places the organism in Eukaryota, Fungi, Ascomycota, Saccharomycetes, Ascoideales, Saccharomycopsidaceae. Gene Ontology annotation, cellular component: mitochondrion. Gene Ontology annotation, molecular function: rRNA (guanine) methyltransferase activity; RNA binding. Gene Ontology annotation, biological process: rRNA methylation. The record is from RefSeq and is a predicted model, not a curated record. The transcript has a single exon.